Molecule: messenger RNA, 1978 nt
Organism: Empidonax traillii (willow flycatcher)
Lineage: Eukaryota; Metazoa; Chordata; Aves; Passeriformes; Tyrannidae
Gene: TBC1D22A
Product: TBC1 domain family member 22A
Exons: 13
Coding region: 125-1681 (518 amino acids)
Biological process (GO): activation of GTPase activity
Molecular function (GO): GTPase activator activity
Source: RefSeq, a predicted model, not a curated record
CGUUGUUUUGCCGUGCCAAGAUGGCGGCGCGCAGUGCCGCUCCUGUGGAGGGCCAUGGCGGGGAGUGAAGCCUGAGGCGGCGGCGCCGGGCCGGGGCCGCCGACGGGGAUGAGGUGACGCCGCCAUGGCGAGCGACAGCGGCAGAAAGCAGUUCUGGAAGCGGAGCGGUGCGAAGGUGCCGGGAAGUAUUCAACAUGUGUAUGGAGCUCAGCAUCCACCUUUUGAUCCGUUAUUGCAUGGAACCUUGGUAAAACCAGGUUCAAAGCCUCCUACAACUCCAGUGAAACUGAAGAAAGUCAGCACCUUCCAAGAAUUUGAAAGUAACACAAGUGAUGCCUGGGAUCUUGGGGAUGAUGAUGAUGAACUGUUAGCAAUAGCUGCUGAAAACUUGAAUACAGAAGUGGUCAUGGAAACAGCUCACAAAGUAAUUCAGAAUCACAGCAAGCUACAAGAACAGCAUAAAUUUCAGGAAGAACAUCUACAGGAAGAAAAACAAGAGGAAUUCGCACAACUGACUUCAGUUGCAUGUGGUGAUAAUAGGCUUGUUAAAUCAGUCAGUGAAGGUCAUACAGCGAGCGCAUCAGAUAAUGCAAGUGAAAGUUCUUCCAUGCAGAGAUCGCAGUCGCUUCCACAAACUUCCGCAUCUCCUUUGGUGAGUGGAAUAGGAGACUACAACACCUCAGUUACCUCUGCAUUAACUGAAAGAGAAGCAUCCCGAUUAGACAAAUUUAAGCAACUACUUGCUGGCCCCAAUACAGAUCUUGAUGAACUGCGGAAGUUGAGUUGGUCUGGCAUUCCCAAACAGGUUCGUCCUAUUGCAUGGAAGCUUCUUUCAGGCUAUCUUCCUGCAAAUGUGGACCGAAGAGAAAGCACUUUACAAAGAAAACGCAAAGAGUACUUUGCAUUUGUUGAACAAUACUAUGAUUCCAGAAAUGAUGAAAAUCACCAAGAUACCUACAGACAGAUCCAUAUAGAUAUCCCACGCAUGAGUCCUGAAGUUUUAAGGCUUCAGCCCAAAGUAACAGAGAUCUUUGAAAGAAUUUUGUUUAUCUGGGCAAUACGUCAUCCAGCCAGUGGAUAUGUUCAGGGCAUAAAUGAUCUUGUUACUCCCUUUUUUGUGGUCUUCAUUUGUGAAUAUAUAGAAGAAGAAGAAGUGGAAAAUUUUGAUGUUUCCAGCCUGGCUGAAGAAGUGCUGCAGAACAUAGAAGCUGACAGUUACUGGUGCAUGAGCAAGUUGCUUGAUGGCAUUCAGGAUAACUACACAUUUGCACAGCCAGGGAUUCAGAAGAAAGUGAAAAUGUUGGAAGAACUUGUUAGUCGAAUUGAUGAACAAGUUCAUAGGCACUUGGAUCAGCAUGAAGUGAAAUACUUGCAAUUUGCUUUCCGUUGGAUGAAUAACUUGCUGAUGAGAGAAGUCCCUUUGCGGUGUACCAUCAGGUUAUGGGACACAUACCAAUCUGAACCAGAGGGUUUUUCUCACUUCCAUUUGUACGUCUGUGCUGCCUUCCUUGUCAGGUGGAGGAAAGAGAUCCUGGAAGAGAAAGAUUUUCAGGAGUUAUUGAUAUUUUUACAAAAUUUGCCCACGGGACGAUGGGGAAAUGAAGACAUCAGUGUACUCCUAGCAGAGGCCUACAGACUGAAGUUUGCAUUUGCAGAUGCCCCCAAUCAUUACAAGAAAUGACUAUACAGAGAGAGAAAUCAUUAGAUCCAUCAUGUUCUGCAAUAUUAAGGCAUCUGUUGUUCUGGUUGUGCUUUCAGCUCAUUGCUUUUUCAUUUGAAGUAAGAUGACCAUUAAAAUUCUGUUAGAAUUUGCAGAAUGAGAACAGAAUACCAAAGAAAAGGACAAAGCAGGAUAUCAAGCGCUGAAUGAACUUAAAAGUGAAUUUUUUUGCUCAGGAUGAAAAAUAAGUUCAGAAGUCUUAUCACAUAAUUUUCUGCUUUUUUCCCCUUCUCUAAGUAGUCAGACUAUCUAAUUUAU